Molecule: messenger RNA, 7764 nt
Organism: Fusarium proliferatum ET1
Lineage: Eukaryota; Fungi; Ascomycota; Sordariomycetes; Hypocreales; Nectriaceae
Exons: 12
Coding region: 1-7764 (2587 amino acids)
Biological process (GO): protein deubiquitination
Cellular component (GO): cytosol; nucleus
Molecular function (GO): cysteine-type endopeptidase activity; cysteine-type deubiquitinase activity
Source: RefSeq, a predicted model, not a curated record
AUGGAUCCAGCCUCGAGAUCGCCCGCCCUCCCAGAUCGUGCUGCCUCCGCUGAAGCGAGCUCGACCCGGCCGAAUCCCUUUGAUGACAGCAACAUAUCAUCUCGCAAGCGACAACGAACUUCGCUCUCUGGGUCUCCCACCAAUUCUCACAGCACAGUGAAUCCUGGUCACGACUCUUCUCGCUCCGCCACCCUUGAUACUGAACCUGUCUUGCCUCGACCUGGCUCGACAACUACCUAUUCUCAACCAGACUCCGCCGCUCCCAAGACUUCAGAUACAGGCUCUCCUGUUUGCGACCCGUCAACAGAGCCGCCAUCUAGCAUGGCUACUCUUAACCUGAGAAACGUGCCCGGGAAUGACUCAACUUCCUCACCACCUCCACCGAACGUGGCCCAGACAGUUGCAGCUGAGACUACGGCUGAUGUCUUUAAGGACCAAGUCAAAGAGAGCGUCGAGGAUACUGAAGUCGCUAUGGUGCCGCCUCCUCAGAACUUCAGCACUCCACGGUCCAGCUUCUCGCAUUCAGCAAGCCCUCCUAUCGAAGUUAUCACUGUGCAGUCGGAUGAUGAUAUGGCUUCUGAUCGCCAGAGCAUUGGGGUUUCAAUAGUCGAUGAUGAUUCUGUCGUGAUCGAUCCCAUCAAUGAAUUUCCUUUCAGGGAACCCACAGAGACACUGGAGGGAAUGGUGGUGCGCCUCUGCAACUAUAUUGAAACUCAAUCGUCAAUCGAUGCAGGAGUCAUCUACAAACUCCAACAAUGGCUUGGACGGUAUCUCGAUUACAUCGCUACUGCCAAUCAGCAAUUGGUGGUCGAUUCAUGUCGUCUUAACCAUGUUUUCUGGGUGACCUUCCCACGCAUUGUUACCACUAUGGCUGCCCACAAGCCUCCGUUUCUAGCAGAUGAUUUGUUACGGCAUCAAACCAAGGCCAUCUUUUUAGACUACGCCAGGUUGUCGGCAUGGUUCGUCAAUCAGGAUAUUCAAACGAUCAAAGAGUUCAUAGCAGAACAUGGAGGUCGGGGACAGCAGACCGUCGAACUUUUCUGCCCAUGUUAUCUUCAGAACCUCCACUCAAUCAUCAGCCCGCUAUUGUUGAGCGAUGAUCAGUAUCAGCAUUUCGGGGCCUUGUCCAUGGCCUUUCUUAAGGCAUACCAGGACAGCCCAGGCGGGAGCCUCAGUCGCCUUCUCCAACUGACAAGAGCAUUAUUCCAAGUUAUCCCUACAUAUCCCCGGUUGACCAAUGAACUGGCACCUAUAUGCUUAGUCGCGUCAGAUAUCAUGGAAGAUUCCUGUAACUUUGUUACUCCCGAAUUUGCUUUCAAAAACAACCAGAAACUUCUGGUAGGCCACACAUUGCUCGAUCUGAUACACGAAAGAUUGGACAUCAUGAUUGACAAGAGUCCGACGCAUCUCGCCGCAGACAGUGUUCUCGUGAUCGUUCAAGCUUUGUCAAAUAUGAUCAACAUAGCUCUCAAGGGUGAUCACGCAGCUGCAACUCGCAUGUUGGAACAGCACCGCACAGAGUUUCCAGCAGUGCCUCUCAGAUACACUUCUGAAGCGAUUUCUUAUGAACACCGCUUUCAGUUCUUGAUCAAACUAAUCAAGUCAAGCCAAAUGCAACUUCGAUUUCAAGGCAUGACACAAAUGUGCAAAGAGCUUAUUGCCUUCUGGAAAAAGCAUUUCGACAGCAAAGCCGAUGAUGGAAGCCGUUAUGUCGAACACAUUGCGGAAUACCUGAUCCGGACCGGAUUUAUCGACUAUCUACUAGGCGCCAACUGCCAUCCUGAAAUUAUUGUUGAGGGUGCUAACAUCAUUGGCUUCAUCAUUGUGACGAGAAGGUACCGAAGGACGCAUAUCGAUAGGUUUUGGGAGGGCAUUACUUCCAGGCAAGAUCCCCGUACCGCUGACGCUCUGGCCCGCAUGGUCAUUCAAGUCGCGCAUCUUUUUGACGACGAUGGGUUUUUGCUUCUCUGUGAGAAGUUCCAGACUCUUCCCAUAGACGCAUUUACGCCCGCCAUCCGAAUGCUCUGGGAGGGUGUCAUGAAGAGUAUGGCAGAAAAAUGUUCGGAAGAGCGUCUUCUCGUUGUCCAACCGUACAAUUUAUGCCUGCGUCUAUUGAGGGAUUCGUCUGUUUGUGCAUCCGGAUCGCAAGUCAUGUAUCCUGACAUCCAACAAGCAGCAAUGCAGAAAUUCAUAGAGCUCCUGAGGUGCGGUCCAGAUGCUGAAGGGCAGCAACAGCUCUACCUUGGGUGUCUUCAAGAUCUUGCAAAUAAGUCUGCAACAACCUUGGGGAGCCUUUGGUGUUUAUUCAUCGCAUUACGCUCAAGGGACAUGAGCCAAGAGAUGCGCUGGCUAGUAGAACACCAUGACUUGACAAGACUCGUAAUUGAAGAGUUGGAACAUGCUAUUGGGGCUUGCCAGACGGCAGGGAUUCCGGCGGUUCUCUCUUGCUCUGUCAACCAACCUCGGAGAGAGUUCAUUGCCAACCUCAUCCAGCUUGAGCCGCCAUCAAUCACCGAGGAUCUUGGUAUCAAACUAUGGAACAUGUUGGUAGGGCCAAUGUCCCUUUCACCAGACGAUAGGCGGGUGGGCUGGGAAAUCUUGAACAGUCCCCAUCGGAAGAACAAAAACGGUAAUUCUUUCCUUCAAGCUUGUCUGACCUACCAUCUUCCAGCCCUUUCGUCCGAAUACUUCUGUGAGGGUAUGCUUGAAUUUCUUAGAAUUGAGAUCCUCCCACGCCUCAAUGACAAUUUCAACCUUGCUCUCGAUGACCCAGAAGCGGUUGCUACUAGUGGCAUUGAACAAUUGUGGCGUCUCAUUCUCGAGGCCGAAGAUGAGACUCUAGUAGACAGGGCCAUACGAACCCUCGCAGUUGAUGUCUAUAUCGACAGUCGAUUUUUCAACUCUAUUUCAACUCAGAGAGCACAAUCUGUCCAUCUGAAGCUAGCCAGUCGAUGCUUAGGGCAGCUGAAAAGCGCUGCCCAGGAGCUGAGAAAUGCAAGCCGAGGCGCGAACAGCGAUGGCCAAGUCGUGGGUACCACAAUUACGCAACGGCAGUUACAGCAGCAAGAAAGGAUUUUCACCCGUUCGUUGAAGUUUCUCCGCUAUAUUCUUGAAGCCCACCAGUCGAAGCCAUCCUUGUCCGCACCUGACCUACGAACACUGAUCCCACAAGCCUCCCACGAGGUCCAAGGAGAUCCUGCGGGCCUGAAGUAUCAGUCCUUCGAUGGCGACCAGCAGACUGACAUCAAGCCACUUGUCAUUGGGAGGGCGAACACGGCAGCCUCACUCCUCGCUAGUUUGCGGCAAGAGACCGGGUUUGAGAACUAUCGGAUAUACUACCGAGGCCGACCAUUCCUGCCGAGUGAGCAAGAUAUAUGCAGAUCCUUAGAAGAUCUAUGUGUGCAUGAUGGCCUUAUACUGGUCAGACGUGAAGAGGGCGGCCCCGCCCUCUCCAAAAGGGUCAGGCCGGGCGCUUCACCACUAGAGAUUGAGAUUUCCGCACACUUCGACGAGAUGUGGGAGUAUUUAAGCAUGGAUGAAGCACUGGCACAAGAGAUUUACUACUUUCUCAUCAAGCUGCCCACAGAUGGCCACUUCAUGAAGUUGAUCAGCAGUGGAACAACGUCAUCUAAAGAUAUCUUUCCCUCGGGGCAACCGUUCAAAUCUCUUUACGCUGUCCAUGCGUUGGUCGAAUAUGCUGAAAACCUCCUCCCUAGUCAACUGAUCAGUCAUCUCAAUGAUGUGACCACUGGCUCAGGGUCCGAUCCUGUGAUCCUUCCCGAGGCUCUCAAGACACCAAUAUCCUUCAUCGUACAGGCAAUCUCGGAUGAGGACAUUUUCAAUGGCGCUUCGGUACUCCUGCGGCUAAAGUUGGCGUCUACUUUGCUGCAUGCCCUUCGGCAGUUUCUUGACAGAGUCGGUAACCUCAGAGGUUCAAUACCGCCACAGGGGCUCCCCCUCCCUGACCCGAACAGGUUGGUGAAAAUGUUGUCGUAUGCCAUAGACUGCCCGGGUGACGUCCCUUCUCCGGUCAUAGCAGGAGCGCUUGUGAUCUGUCUUCGACUGAGCAUGCUUGAUGACAAGUUUUGGGCUAAACUCAGCACAAACCCCGACUUUAACCAUGACCUGCAUCGCCUUCUACUGAUUGAUUCCCGCCAGAGUAUGAGAUCGCUUUCUGCAAAACUAAUUGAAGAACUUUUUGCUGUUAUGAGUACUGCCACUCUCAUUCGUGAGACUGACUGUGAAACUUCAGCUACAUCCCGUGAGUGCUCAAUGAUGGAAUAUUUCUGGAAGGUCACCAGCGCCAUGGUCAGACAGACGACUAUAUUUCCCAACCAGUGCGAAGAACUCUUCAGGUUGGUUUAUUUUCUCGUUAUGAGGAUCAACGAGCGGUCGCCUGAGUUGCUGAACAUUGAGAAGUUUGCCUCUCAAAUUAGCCAGCUUCUUCUUGAGCAUACUACAACCGAGACCAUUGGGCCACCAAGUGUAGAUGAUUCGCUCGCAAGAGGUCUAUCGUUACUGUUGCACAUUUGUCUCCAGCUAGAUAACUCAGUCGCACAGUCCAAGACACUUCCUAGUAACCUCGCAAUGUCACUUGUUUGGAAGCACUUAUAUCCUCCUAAAGACCUGCGAAGUGGGCAGCCUGUACCCAAAGUGAUCCUUAACGAAGAUACUCGAGCGAAACUUUCAGAUGUGCUAUUCACUCUUGUGAAACACGACCGGAAGAAGAUGGUGGCGGUUGUGGAAGCUCUCGAUGAGCAAGUCCCAUUCUUCGACGAUGAAGAGGACGACCACUACAUCUAUGAUCUCAAUUACCAUUUCGACCGACACAGAGCUCUUCGAGCCCCUUGUGGGUAUGCUGGUCUGCUGAAUUUGUCUAACACUUGUUAUCUCAACUCGUUGAUGACACAACUCUUCAUGAACACUACGUUUAGGCGUUUCAUCCUCGGCUGCCGUAUCAAUGAUCCUGCAAACAGCCAGCAACUCCUGUCCUACACCCAGAAACUGUUCGGUCAUAUGCAGGAGAGCUACCGUCGCUUCGUCGAUCCGUCAAAUUUCGUCCAUUCCAUCAAAACAUACGACGACGCAUUGAUUGACAUUCACAAUCAGAUGGACGUCGACGAGUUUUACAAUCUACUACUUGAUCGCUGGGAGACUCAGCUCUCUGGCCACGAUGAAAAGCGGGUCAUAAAAUCGUUCUAUGGUGGUCAGCUUGUGCAACAAGUCAAGUCAAAAGAAUGCGAACAUAUUUCGGAGCGACUUGAGCCAUUUUCUGCAAUUCAGUGUGAUAUCAAAGGGAAAGGCACAUUAGCAGAAAGUCUCCAGGCAUAUGUGGAUGGCGAGGUCAUGGAAGGAGACAAUAAGUACAAGUGCUCAACAUGCGAUCGCCAUGUUGACGCAGUAAAAAGGGCCUGCCUCAAAGAUGUUCCCGACAAUGUCAUAUUCCAUUUGAAAAGGUUUGAUUUCAACCUGCGUACCUUACAGAGAAACAAGAUCAAUGAUUAUUUCUCCUUUCCGGAUCGAAUUGAUAUGCGACCAUAUACAAUUGAGCAUCUCAGUAACCCAAAGAGCGAUAUCGAGGAGGACAUCUUCGAACUGGUGGGUGUGCUCGUUCACGCAGGCACAGCUGAAUCCGGACACUACUACUCAUACAUUCGCGAGCGUCCCACCUCGAGCAAUCGGCCCUUGUGGGUAGAAUUCAACGAUGACUUAGUGACGCCAUGGGACCCUGCGCAAAUGGAAUACUCCACGUUUGGAGGUACGGAUCACCGUCCCAUAUACGAUAAUAACGGCAUUUUGUACGACAAGAACUUUAGCGCUUAUAUGCUGUUUUACCAGCGUUCUUCAUCCUUGCGCGCGGAACAGGAAAAGAUGUCGGCCCUUGCCAUUCCAGCACCCCUUCGUGUUGAUGUGCCAGACCACCUUGCGGAUCAUCUCUCAGACGAGAAUACGAACAUCCUCCGCCGCCAUUGUAUUUACGACCCAAGCAAUGUCAAGCUUGUUCAAGUUCUGUUUCGUCAGUCACAACAGUACUGCAAAUCCCUUGGCAGAAGCGAAAAGAGCUCGAGUAUCAACAGCUUUAUGGCCAUGCGUAGUCAAGAGCAUGGACUCCAGGAUCUUGCCAUGCGAACGCUCAUUGGCAACUUGGAUCAGGUUGUUGCAAGGACUAAGGACGCACCGGAUUUCCUCUCGUACGAAGAGAUUAUCGAAGACGCAGUCACAUCAUGCGAGCGGUGUGCCUUUUCCUUCUAUGAGUACUUUAAUCAGCAUCCGAGCGCUCUUCGCAUGCUUUUGCAGCGUAAUCCAGAUCAAUUAGUGCGGAGCAAGAUCAAGAACCUUUUCAAGGUUGCAGUCACGAAAAUCUCGACGGCUUUGCCCAAUGUUUACGAUCCGGAGAUUCGAUACAAGUUGGUUCAUGAUGCUGACGGAGACGAGGCACUCUCUGAACCUGAUGCUUCCCAUCGCUCCGUUAUUGACGGCGUAAUGAUGAUAUUCCAACACCUUUGGAAAUUCUUUCAUAUCCACAUUAGAGCCUGGGACGAAUACUUUGGAGCUAUUUUAGACUUUGCUGACAUGGGUCACCGGGAAACCGGAUAUGUCUUGGCCGCGAACUUCCUAGCGAGCGCUAUCAGAAUCAUUUCUGCUGACCCGCUCCAGGAACUCAGUGGGAACUGGGCCAGAAUGCUCCAAAGUGUCAUUAGGCGGAACAAUACUACAAAGCCUACCUCGUAUGUAUCGAUUAUCAGACUAGUCAGCCACUUGAUGAGUCAGAUGAGGCCGCAAAUAGGAACCGAAUAUAUCGAAGACCCGACAGAACGUGUAUCACAACUAGCUGAGGCCUUCAGCUGGACGCCCGAAGAGGUGGACCUUGUUUACAGCAGUCCAAACGGUUCCUAUACCAGCCUGUUUGUUGAAAAACUCCUUACCCUCGAUCAAGAACACGCCGGCUGCAACAAUAUCAUCAGAAUUUUGACAAAGCUGGACAGCAGUAUGGAUGAAAAAGUACUCGGGACCUUGAAGCUAUGUAUCCGUGGUGAGACUUCGACCCAGGCCAUGGAUCCGUUUCUGCGGGCUUCUAUCACGUACCUCGAAAGCACAGAACAGCUCAGCAACGCCAAGGACAUGAUUGAACACGUAUCUAUGCAAGCGAGAAGUCUUCAAAACACUGAGGGCCUGUAUUUUGUUCAAUUUUUCAGAACGGCAUUGGAUCUCCGCCAACAAGACAGGGAAUUUUGUAAGGCGGUCCGCACGUUCAGCCGUGACCUCAUCCCAAAAUGGGUACCUUUUCUCCUCGCAAGCCCUGAAGAACAAGUGCGCCGGAGCACACAUGACUUUUUAGUUUGCGAGUUGGGUAAGAUUGAUGCUGGUGCUACCAGUGACCGCGAUGUCACUGCGGAUGAUCAAGUCUCAAUCAGACAGAUGACGAAGCAAAUCGGCCUUAUUUGUCUCCAGUAUCUCAGGGACCACCAUGUGCGCAGACGGGCUCAAAUGAGUCGGGAAAUUGCAGAAAAGUUCCUGAAGGUAAUUGAGGGAUGUGCAGCUACGAUGGCAACAACAACGGGUACACAACCCGAUCUAGACGUGGAAUUCCUCACAUUGCAGGACGAUGUCUUGAAUCCCUUCCGCAGGCUAAUUGUUGACGAACUGGAGGAAGAUGGCUCCGACUGGGAAGGAUCCUGCGGGUCAUCUGAGCAACUUGAUGACAUUGUUGAGAUGAACAUUUCAGGCAUGAACGAAAUAAACGAUCUGGAGCAGAUGUCAUGA